AUGACAUCAACUGUGGCAGACGCGGUCUCCUCAAGCCAUGCCUUCCUCGGUGCCGACAGAUCUUACCACCAUCACCACCAUUGGGGGAGGCCCCUAAUUGAGAUGCAUCUCCGCCAGAUCGAGAGGCGACUGACCACACUAGAUCUAGAUUCUGGAUCAAUAUCAGGUGCCAGUGAUGUCGCUGAUGCGCUACUUCUAUUAUGCAACAAAGCAGGUCAUCUUAAAGAUAUGAGUGGUCAAUGUCAUUGGAUACACCUUUCAGGACUGGGAUAUACUCGAUUUGGGAGAACAUGGGCUUCUUGCUUCUCUUUCUAUCAAUUUACCAGCACAUAG
Messenger RNA from Triticum turgidum subsp. durum (durum wheat), 333 nucleotides. Lineage: Eukaryota; Viridiplantae; Streptophyta; Magnoliopsida; Poales; Poaceae. The record is from the annotation of a GenBank genome assembly.